CGGGACAUGGAUUAUUUGGUAAGUUUCAGAGAUUUUAGAUGGUGGUUGGUUCUCAAUCUUUCCAAGUUUAUUUCAAUCUUGGCUUUAAACCAGGAGAAUAGCCGUGUUCGCCUAUGGAGCAGUUAACCGACUCGGAUGUGCCAACAAUAGCUUCUGGCCGAUUUGAGAGUCUAUGGAGGCUAUCGAAGAAGAACCCGCUGUCACUCUGCUUAUUCUGCUGACCAGCAGGCUAGCACACUGACUUUACUGAUCUGAAGGCUGAAGCACCCAGCAACUUCAUGUACAGCAGGUCAUGUUCUCUCUCGGUCUUCCCCUAUACAAUAUUUUUACUUUCUUUUGCGUUUUAGGUUUGUUUUGAUCGUGGGUGUUGUUACGAACCCUGACUUUUUCCACUUUUGAUUUUUCAGUUGAGAUUCUUACAUCAAGGGACAAACAGAUAUGGGUUCAGAAAAAAUCGAAAUCCAGGAGGUUUGCCUUUUGAAUGAGGCUAGAACUCGCUGUGGGAGGAAGCAUGGUCAGACCUAUCCCAGUGAAAUGCUCGCACCAAUGUCCUAUUUUAAAGUAGGUACUAAUGGCUAUGCUGCUGUUACUAUGGUUAGGAGGGAUUGGAAGGAAGUUCCUCAAGGUUACAGUAAUUUGUCCAUUUUGGGUGCCCCUGACAGUCAAACUCACGGCACUCAUGCUUCACAGGAGUCUGCGAUCUGUUUGCUGGGAUUUAUUAAGCGCGGUAGCUAUUUAACAAGUGCACACCAAAUCUAACUGUAUUGCAUGGUUAAUGGUGACUUUUGUUGUAAGAUGUUAGUUCUAUCUCUCAAUCUCAAUGAGCACUUCUACUACGCUAUAUAGUAUUGGUGCUUUAAUGUACAACUUAAAGUUGUACCAUAACAUUAAAUGUAUAAGUUUAGGUUGUACCAUAAAGCAAUUUGUACCAUUAUGUUAUGGUACAACUUUACAACUUGAAGUUGUACCAUCACAUAAAGGUACAAGUCCAAGUUGUACCAUAAAAGAAUUUGUACAAAAAGUAUAGGUACAAUCUAAAGUUGUACCAUAACGUAAAUGUACAAUUUUAAGUUGUACCAUAAAGGCAAAAUCCUAUAGCACCAAUACUAUAUAGCAUUGUAAAAUUUCUCCAAUCUCAAUAGGUUAGUUCUCUCUUUUUAAUGGGUUUAUGUUUAGUUUUUCCCCCCAAUUGAUUGCUCAGUGGUUUCAGAAGAUAUUAAACCAGCAAUAACAGAACGAGUUUUUGAAGUGGGAAGGAAAUGUUGCAAGGUUUAGAUUGUGUUUGGAUUUUGCUAGGCACAAAGUUUAUAAUUCAGUUCAUUUCUUCGUGGAUGGGUUACAAGAGUCUCUCAGGGAGGUUUACAAGGUUUGAGCCAAUCAAUCUAAAAGUCUUCUCCUUCAGUUUGCACCUUAUCUACUUUGCACAUACACCAUAUAUUUCUCCAUCUUCCUGAACUAAUUCUCUCGCAUGAUUAUAUUUUCAGGUUGCUCAUGAAUAUGCAGUGGCUUCCGUGAUCAUUAGUUCAAAUACGAUUGUGAUUCUUGGAUCUAUUAUAUGCUUGGAUGAAUUCAUGUCUACCUUCUCAAUUUUUAUACUGCUCUCCCAUUGAUAACUCCUUCCCCGUGUUCUUUUUUUUUUUAUGUAUUCUACUUUGCUUCUUAAUUUUGUGGGUUUUGGUUUGCGUCUGUACUUAGAAACAAUGUAAUGAAAAAACAUUUACUCU
Molecule: messenger RNA, 1724 nt
Organism: Linum trigynum
Lineage: Eukaryota; Viridiplantae; Streptophyta; Magnoliopsida; Malpighiales; Linaceae
Source: the annotation of a GenBank genome assembly